AUGGCGGCAGGAAGAGUGUUUCGUCUAAUCCAUCUCAACGUUCACCCUUCGCUUAGCAAAUCCGUUCUUAACCGGGGAUUUAACUGUUCACAAAGACGUGUGUUUAGCUCAGGCGCCUACAGGUCAAACGGUUUUGACAGAAACCAUCGAUUGGCUGCUAUUUUGGCUGGCAGUUGUGGCUUAGCUCUUGCUGCCAGUGGUGUUUUUACGUACCGCGUGCUUUGUAAUGACACAAAAGCUCGACCGAUCAAAGUCUCCGAGAGCGAAUCAGGCACAGGUUUUAUGCCAGGAGUGCCGAAAUUAACAGUCACCCUGUAUCAAUAUCAAAACUGCCCUUUCUGCGGAAAAGUGCGAGCGUUUCUUGAUUAUUAUGGAAUUGAUUACACUAUCGUGGAGGUCAACCCGCUAUGGAAAAAAGAAAUUAGCUUCUCCAAGUACAGGAAAGUACCGUUUAUUUUGGCAAAUGGCAAGCAGGUGAGUGUUUUAGUUUAUAUGAUAGAUGAGUCAAGAAAAGUUGCCCUGUAAUCCACAGUUAUGCAUCAGUCAAGCUGUGCCUAGCUGAUUUAUGGUCUGUUUAAGGCUCCUUGUUUGAAGGCUGGAAGUUCAGCAGAAUCAACUUGUACAUGUUGCAAAACAACCACUUACCCUGGCAAACACUAUGUAACAGUACAACUUCUAGCCGCACAAUUUCUUAUUCAUUGUGACAUUAAAUGAUGUGUCAGGGUAUUCUGCAGUUUUGCUCAGGGCUGCAUAAUGAUAAUGAGAUGAUAUAAUAAAGAACCCAAAUCAGAACUGAGGUUUGUUUCUGACUCUGAACUUCCUGCUGGAUUACUGUUACAAAAAGUUCCAGGAAAUUCCAAAAAAAUAGGAAUUUCCAGUUUAUUCCAGCGGAAGUUUUUCGGGAGCAACUUAGCCUCUAACGAGGUGUUCCUGUUUUCCCAAUGGGGAUGUUCCGAAGAGAAAUUUGUCUUCCAUUCCUUGUAACUCACCCUUGACGUUAGGUGAAGUGUAAAAUUUUAUAUACAUCAACAGACCAGAGCUCAUGACCAGAGUCUGAAGAGAAUAACAUCAAUUUUUGUGGGCUAAGUGCAGUUGUCUCUCCUGCUGGACAUCACCAAUGGAGGAGUUAAGAGAGGCGGCCAUAUAUUCCAGGCUAAUGGUUGCUUUGAAAAAAUGAGACCUGUUUCAACCAUACUUUCCAGUAUAAAUUAAUAUACACAUACAUAAUAAAGAAGGCCAAUGGACCUAUAGGUUGAACUGUAUUCAGCCUCAAGGCUUGAAUAUAAGUAAUUUUUUUUACAGCCAGAAUAGGGCAACUAGGUCUUGCGUCCGGUAAGAGCGUGUGCGUGUUUAUCUUCCUUUGCAGCGCGUGCAAGUUUUCAAAUUUGUUCGUUAUCAUGUAAUAAUGGUGUGUGAUGCUUGUAACGGCCAUUCACCCUGAUGAAGGCCGUUUAACAUGGCUGAAAUAUAGGCGAUAGAUGAAAAACAUAUUGUUUUACUCUUCACUUGUGGUACUGUAUUUAUUGAGUUGUGAAGGGAGUGUCUUCUAAAAGAUGCUUGUGAUAGGUCAUACAUAAUAAUCUGUAUAGAUCUAGCUAAGUUAGAGGUUAUUGUGUCAUCAACAGAUUAAUGACUCCUCAGUGAUCAUCAGUGCUCUUCGUUCUCUUAUGCUGGGUCAAGAUUCUGUUGAACAGAUUCUGGUCUAUUACCCAGAGAUGACAUUGCAAGGAGAUGAUGGAAAAGAAAAGACUGAAUAUGCUAACAAAUACUUUAUCAUGCACAAAGAAGCUGUGGACAAAAAAUUAAUGGAAAGAGAAAAGUAAGUGAAAGGCAUAAUGAUCAGAAGGACUCUCAGAAAUGUGAAGCUGUUAACAGUAUGAAUGCUUCACUCUCAAGUCUACAUCUCUAGUCCUUGAUUAUUGCAAAUGUUUAGUGCCAGAAGAUUACCAACAACUCAGAAGAGGAGUAAAUUCUAAAAGCCAAAAUAUUGGCUGAUAAGUGUGAAACUAAACUGGAAUUUUUUCAGCUCGGUUGCUGGGAAACAAAGAAAAAACUCUCCAAGGGGGUAAUGGAUUAUUUUGGAGCAACAUAAUAAUAUUUUAUUCAUGAUUAAUCAACAAAAUAAGUUUGCAAUUUUCAAAUUAACAGAGUGCAUUUUAUUUCAGAGAAGAAAGAAAAUGGAGGAAAUGGGUUGACAAUACAUUUGUUCACACGCUCUCACCAAACAUCUACCGAACAGCAUCUGAGGCCCGCCAGGCAUUUGAGUAUUUUACCAAGCAGAGCAACUUCAGCUUUUUUGAGAAAUACUCAACUUACCUCGCAGGACCAGUUGUCAUGUACUUUAUUGGAAAACAUGUGAAAAAUAAGUGAGCACAUCCUUUUUUUUUCACUUUUUACCUGAAUACAUAGAACUGUCACAAUGGUAGUUCUGCAGAGGAUGACGGCGAAAUCAUUACAGUUUACCAAAAUGUGUGAUGUACAUGUGGUUAUUGUCGUGGUCAUUUUGCCUUUGUCAUUGCAGUUGUCAUUGAGUUCACUUGUUGUGUUAUCUGUUUGAGGAAUUUCAUUGGAAUAAUGAAUUGCUUGUCAGCCCUUCAGUGAUUUUAGUGAUGUCUAUUAAUAUUUUUAUUUUUCCUUGUCUUUUUAGAUACAAUCUACAAAGUGAUGUUCGUGCUGCUAUGUAUGAGGAAGCAGAAAAAUGGAUGCGUGCUGUUGGCCGAAGGAAGUUUAUGGGUGGCAGUGCUCCAAAUCUUGCCGACCUGGUAUUGCCAUACUAUUUCACAGAAAAUAAAUCAGACCAUAAUAUAACACAUUUUUGGGUGAAUAAGUACUCAGGAACUCCCGGCCUACAGUAUAAACAAUAUUCUUAUAUCGUUGAAGUGGUACAAUCAAUCAGUUCACUACUUGUAUUUCCUAUAAAACAUCCUAUGAUUUGAGAAAAGAUGUAAUCAACAUGUCUCGAGCAUGGGACAAAGAAAAAGUCUGAGUCCUUGACAGGAAUUGAACCUAUGACCUUCUAUAGACCGGUCGAUGCUCUAACCACUGAACGACGGAGGACUCAUGGACCAUAUACAAGGUUCAUGUAUGGCGUGCGUCCUGUGUACUGCUAGGAUCAGCAAUGUUGAAAUUGUCAUGAGUGUGAUAAAUAAAGAAAGAUGGUAAUUUUAAUUUUGCAUUGCUGAUCCUAGCAGUAUGCAGGAUGCAUGGAAUACAUAAACCUUGUAUAUGGCCCAGCUAACCACGAGUCCUUCAUAGCUCAGUGGUUAGAGCAUCCGACUGGUGUAUGGAAGGCCAGAGGUUCAAUUCCUGCUAGGGACUCAGAUUUUUUCUUUGUCGCAUGCUCGAGACAUGUUGAUUACAUCAUUUCUCAUUUCUUCACCAAGCUUAAAACUUAUCAUCUUUCUUUAUUCAUCCUAUGAUUUGUUUGCAUUUAUAACUGUAUAAAUUAAAGCGUGUUUAUAACAUAGUUCAUCUACAGUCUUUUUGUAAUAAUAGUUACAUGUAACUUUUCCUGACCAAAUUGCAAAUCCUUUUGAAAGUUUGGUGUUACUAUGGGUCAUAAUAUUAAUUUUUUUGUUUAAACCCAGGAGUCAUGUCGAUAACAUCACAACUUGUUUGACCGGUCAUAUCAGCAGCCAGUCAAGUUUAGUACAAUCAACUGGCAAUAAACAACUUGCUUUGACUUUGAUGAUGACUUCCUCUCAGGUUGUCAAAAUGUCAGUCACUGUCAAGAGCAUUGCUACACAAGACUGCACUCACCUGGACUGUCAUAUUUCUUAUUAUAAAUUAAAUAUAAUUGUAAUGAAGUACUUUUAUUGUUUUCCAGGCAGUGUAUGGCGUGUUAAGUGGCUUGGAAGGACUUGACGCUUUCCAAGACCUAAUGACACACACAACAAUGAAACCAUGGUAUGACCGGGUGAAAGAAACUGUCAAGACACACACUGGGGCUCAAACUCUUUAA
Molecule: messenger RNA, 3961 nt
Organism: Porites evermanni
Lineage: Eukaryota; Metazoa; Cnidaria; Anthozoa; Scleractinia; Poritidae
Source: the annotation of a GenBank genome assembly